This is a messenger RNA of Phyllopteryx taeniolatus (common seadragon), 3144 nucleotides long. It is a transcript of the gene gata3, whose product is annotated as GATA binding protein 3. Gene Ontology annotation, cellular component: nucleus. Gene Ontology annotation, biological process: negative regulation of transcription by RNA polymerase II; positive regulation of transcription by RNA polymerase II; immune system development. Lineage: Eukaryota; Metazoa; Chordata; Actinopteri; Syngnathiformes; Syngnathidae. The coding region runs from base 394 to 1845 and encodes 483 amino acids. Gene Ontology annotation, molecular function: RNA polymerase II cis-regulatory region sequence-specific DNA binding; DNA-binding transcription factor activity, RNA polymerase II-specific; zinc ion binding. The transcript is spliced from 5 exons. The record is from RefSeq and is a predicted model, not a curated record.
GGGGGAGGGCGGGCGGGAGCGGGAGUGGGAGGCCUGAGUGGCUGUGCAACACGCCGCUGCUCGCUCGCGUCGCGGUCACUCUGACGCACGCGAACCUGUUGAGCGCACGUCGUCUUGGGCUCCAAAAGCAAAAAGCAGAAAGAAGACGACGGAGGAGGAGAAGAAGGAGGAGAAGAAGUUUUGGGGCCGAGUUGCGGCGGAUGUCGGCCGCGCGUUAACCGCCUCUGUGUCUCGUGUGUGCGCAGGUGAGAGCUUUGUGGAUUUAAGCGCAAAGGCGACAGAGCGAGCGAGAAGCCCAAAAAAGGCGGAUUUUGCCGUGCCGGGACAUUUAGAAGAAGAAGAAGAAGAAGAAGACGACGACGACGAGGAGGAGGAGGAGGAGAGGUGGAGGAGAUGGAGGUGAGCGCGGAGCAGCCCCGCUGGAUGAGCCACCACCCGGCCGUGCUGAACGAGCAGCAUCCCGCCUCGCACCACCCGGGCCUGGGCCACUCCUACAUGGAGCCGGCGCAGUACCCGCUGGCCGACGAUGUGGAUGUACUCUUUAACAUCGACGCGCAGGCCAACCACGUCUCGCCCUACUACGGCAACUCGGUGCGGGCCGUGCAGAGGUACCCGCCGCCCCCGCACGGCGCUCCGGUGUGCCGGCCGUCGCUGCUGCACGGCUCGCUGCCGUGGCUGGAGGCGGCCGGCGGCAAAGGCCUGGGCGCGCACCCCGGCGCGUCCCCGUGGAACCUGAGCCCCUUCCCCAAGAGCCCGCUGCACCACCACCACCACCACCACGGCUCCCCGGCCGGCCUGGCCGUCUACCCGCCGGCGGCGUCGUCGUCGUCGUCCUCGUCGUCGUCUUCGUCAUCGUCGUCGUCGUCGUCGCUGUCCGGGGGCCACUCCAGCCCGCACCUGUUCACCUUCCCCCCCACCCCGCCCAAGGACGUGUCCCCGGACCCGGGCCUGUCCGCGCGCCCGGAGGACAAGGAGUGCGUCAAGUACCAGGUGACGCUGGCCGACAGCAUGAAACUGGAGACGGCGCACGGCCGCGGAGUGGCGGCGGCGCUGGGGCCGGGGCCCGGGCCGGGGCCGGGACCGGGACCGGGACCGGGGCCCCCCGUCUCGGCGGCGGCGGCGGCGGCGGCCCACCACCACCACCACCACCACCACCACCACCCCAUCGCCACUUACCCACAAUAUGUCCCCGAAUACGCGCCGGGCCUCUUCCCACCAAGUAGCCUGAUAGGUGGGUCCUCUUCUAGUUAUGGUUCCAAAACAAGACCAAAAACAAGGUCCUGUUCAGAGGGCAGGGAGUGCGUGAACUGCGGCGCCACGUCGACCCCGCUGUGGCGACGGGACGGUACGGGCCACUAUCUGUGUAACGCCUGCGGCCUGUACCACAAGAUGAACGGCCAGAACCGGCCCCUCAUCAAGCCCAAGCGGCGGCUGUCGGCGGCCAGGCGCGCGGGCACGUCGUGCGCCAACUGCCAGACGACCACCACCACGCUGUGGAGGCGCAACGCCAACGGCGACCCGGUGUGCAACGCCUGCGGACUCUACUUCAAGCUGCACAAUAUCAACCGACCUCUGACCAUGAAGAAGGAAGGCAUCCAGACGCGCAACCGCAAGAUGUCCAGCAAGUCCAAGAAGAGCAAAAAGUCCCUGCAGGACGGCGCCAUGGACGACUUCUCCAAGAGCCUGAUGGACAAGAGCAGCUCGUUCAGCCCGGCCGCCCUCUCCCGCCACAUGUCCUCCUUCCCGCCCUUCUCGCACUCCGGCCACAUGCUCAGCACCCCCACGCCCAUGCACCCCUCCUUCGCGCCCCACCACCCGUCCAGCAUGGUGACGGCCAUGGGCUAGACGCCGCUUUACCCCUGCGCCGGUCCAGCCGCAAAACUUGAAUUGAGGCAACUGGACGCUUCCUGGUUGUUGAAGACGCUUCGCCUCCAAUCGGUAUGACAUUUUCAACCCCAGGAGUAGAAACGCUGACAAAACCGCCUCAGAAGGUUUUGGUCCAAAGAGGAGGUUCAAAUCCCAAGCAGAGGUUUCAGAGCCGCCAGUAUGUACAAGUCGGAACGAAGGUCCUAAACCUGAGACGAGGUUCGAGUGUUGUUGAUGUUCGAGGUUUUUGUCCUGAGAGAAGAUAUUAGUCCUUUGAGAUGGACCUAGUCCCGAGAGGAGGUUCUAGCCCCGGGAGAAGGUUUUAGACCCGAGUGUAGGCACUAGUGAAUGAGCCCACUGGUGGUUCACCUGUUCGGGGGCAAAAUGGCCGCUUUUUCGAUGGACCGAAACAUUUUGAGGAGGCGGGAAAGAUGUCGGCAGGACAUUGUUGGAAGUUCGCACGAUUCCACGGCGAAAUAUUUCAAAGCCGAGAAGCCUUUUGUCUUCGACGUCUUCAACAACCAACGAGGGUCCGGUCUCCUCCAAUCGACUUUUUGCGGACUACCUUGACCGGGACGACUGAGAAUCUUCAGUCGAUCUUAUUUUUAUAAAAUCAAAGAGGGAAACGGACUCGAACCGCUCGGACACUCCGUUCUCCCUCGGAUAAGGGUCUCUCUCUCCAUUUGUGUACAAAAAAGAUCCCAAAAGCUGACAAAAACUUCCCGGUGCGGCACCUGCGUAACGGGGCGUUUGUACAAAUUGUCUGAAAUCCGUUUAACCAGAUCAAAAAAAGGACACUUGACCGAGGGUACGAGGAGGCGAGGACGCAGGCCACAAGUCCGUGUAAAGAUAACGUUCGCGCCUUUCCUUUUAUUUUUGGAUGUGCUUUAAGUCUCGGCCUGUUGCUUUGUGUUGACACACGCGCACACACACGCACACGCACGCACGCACGCACGCACGCACACACUUGACAGAUGAUGAUAUGCAUUGUGAAAAAAAAAGUUCCUGUAUUUGUUCUUUGUAUGUAAAAAAAAAUCAGAGUACCAAAAAUACGAAAGAAACAAAGAUGUAGAAUUAUUUCUUUAUGUUAUGCAGACUGAAUGGUUGUAAAAAAAUGGAAUAAUAAUAAUCACUAGUGUAAAAUAUGGCUGCUUUUUUGGGUUGUUUUUGUUUGAUAAACCCUACCCGAGUCUCCCCUCCCUCUCCCUCUCCCUCUCUCUCUCUCUCCUUCCCUUGUUUCAAAAUAAUAAAACUAGUUGAAUCUCUGUUGACAUGUUA